Messenger RNA from Dermacentor andersoni, 1217 nucleotides. RefSeq lists its product as uncharacterized. NCBI's taxonomy places the organism in Eukaryota, Metazoa, Arthropoda, Arachnida, Ixodida, Ixodidae. The record is from RefSeq and is a predicted model, not a curated record.
CCUCAUUCAUUGAUAUGUCGGAUGAAAGGUCUAGCCUUGGCUUUAAAGUUUGUAACAAAUUGCCUUUUCCAUAGAGCGAGAAAGAAAGGCGGAGCGUGUAUGCAUACAAAGUUGUCGCGUGUCCUGGCUCUUUAGAUAACUAUCAGAGGGAAAACUUGAGCCGAAGAGAGCUGAAGGAAACCUGAUAAGCGUACCCGGUAGUUUCAGUUUUUUUUUUCCGUUUUAGUCGGUGUUAGUACGCGCACCGUUUGGGCUGCUGAGUAUAGGUCAUUGCCAGCGGGCGAAAAGGCCAGUGAUAUCGAAUUUGAGACAUCAAUCGCGUCGUAUUUUACUACGUGCUCUUGCUCCUUCCUUCUUCCUGGUGACAAAAGUAUGGUCGCGACUAGGAACAGGGGGCAGUUGUGCAGUCCUGGCGGAUCAGUGGUGGAGAACUUGGCGGAGAUCGUUGUCUGGCCGUAUAAAAGCAAAGACCUUGAGAACGCGCCCUCAAGUGUGCCCCCUUCGAACAGUCGACAAUGAAGCCGCUGAUCUGUGCAGCUGUGGUUUGCGCAUUAUUCGGCACAGUCUUUACUGGAGGAUUCGGGCCAGGUUGCGGCUACGGGCCAGGGUUCGGCGUAGGGUACGGUGGUUUUGGGUUUGGUCCCGGAGGUGGCAAUGCACUGGGAUUCGGAGGAGGCUACGGAGGAGGCUACGGGGAAGGUUAUGGAGGCGGUUAUGGAGGAGGUUUCGGAGGAGGCUUUGGGGGAGGCUUCGGAGGAGGCUUCGGAGGAGGCUGCGGUGGAGGCUUUGGGCCAGUAGUCGCCAGUGGACUUUUGGGAGGUUUUGGAGGUGGCUUUGGAGGUGGCUUUGGCGGUGGGCUUGGAUUUCCUGUGGGAGAAACAUACUUUGGGGGACCCGGCACGUUCGGCUACGUGAAGACUCUGACCGGUCCGGCAUAUCUUGUACGAAAAGAAAAUAAAGUGAAGAAGAUCCAUCCAGGCAUCCCAAUUGCCGCUCACACAGGAAUCGGUUCUGGACCUGGUUUGCUGAAAGUAUGACCGCUGGAGGGUAUUCACCGACAGCAAGGAAAAAAAUGAUGGGUUCCUCUGCACACCUGUUUUCUGGCGCUGACUGGUUCUGAAUGUUUACCUGGGACCGCUGCGGCAAAUAGUGAAACAAAUUGUGACGCUGUGAUUAUUUAUUAGUUGUUUGCAAUAAAGAUAUUUUGUCGGUACUGA